AAAAGACACACGUGCGAAAACACGCGUGUGAAGCGGCUCUCAAAGGCGGUUUAACCUCUUCAAAAAACUUCUGAAUCCUCACUUUUCCAAAAAAAUCCCCCAAGUAAUCAACAAUCGUUUAUCAAGAUGACAGACAAUGUGCCAGACUUGGUGUCAAGUCACGACAUGGAUUUGGUGUGCAGUGACGGAGAGAGCGGAGAAGACUGGGAUGAGAUUGAUGAUGACAGUUGCAGAAUCAGCUGUCUAUUCUGCGAGAAAGAGUUUCGAGGAUAUUGCGAGGGGCUCAAGCACAUGAGCAUUUUCCAUGGGCUGGAUCUCGGAAAAUUCGUGAGAGAUCGUCAAUUAGACGAUUACACGUACAGAAAAUUCGUGAAUUAUGUGAGGAAGCACAGGUCAUCCCCUGAGGAACUCGCUGCAGGUGGAAAACCCUGGGAUGCUGAUGAAUACCUCAUGCCAGUCCUUCAGGACGAUCCCUGGCUCAUGCUGGAUAUUGAAGAGUUAGAUCAGGGAUCUCCAGAAGAUACAAAAGUCACAUCGUUCCCAGUUAAUUGUGAGAAUGGAUGUGUUACAUUGUCUGAGACGCAUUUUGCCGAGCUACAGAGGACUAUUCAGUCGUUGAAGGCACAGCUGGAGCAGAGGGAGACAGCUUGUUACCUGGCAAAACAGCAGAUCGACGAGAUGCAGAGAAAAGUGCAGCGGAUAGUGUUUGAUGAGGAGACAGAGAAGCCAUCGAAGAGGUGUGUUAAGAACGUGGGUGCCGUCGACGACGAAGGGUACUUCAACACCUACAGUCACUUUGCUAUUCAUCAUGAGAUGUUGACUGAUACCGUAAGGACUGAGAGCUAUAGAGACGCUCUCCUAACCAACUCCCACGUCUUCAGGGAAUGCACGAUGCUGGACGUGGGCUGUGGCACAGGGAUACUCUCGAUGUUUGCAGCAAAGUCUGGUUGUAAGAAAGUCCUCAGUGUCGACCAGUCUGACGUUAUUUAUCACGCAAUGGAUAUCGUGAGGGAGAACAAUCUAAAUGAUGUGAUUGAAUUGAAGAAAGGAAGACUCGAAGACAUCGACCUGGGGGUUGAGAAGGUUGAUGCAAUUGUGUCCGAAUGGAUGGGAUAUUUUCUUCUGUUUGAGGGCAUGCUAGAUACUGUCAUCUACGCCAGGGACCACUAUCUUAAACCUGGAGGUAAAUUACUACCCAAUCGGUGCACAUUAACUCUAGUGGGCAGUGGGGAUACCAAAAGGUACGUCGAUCUCGUCGACUAUUGGUCCAACGUUUAUGGCUUUAAGAUGAGUUGUAUGAAGGAAAAGGUCGUCAAGGAACCUAGCAUCGAGGUCUGCAGUGCCAAGGACAUUGUCACUAGUGUCUCUAUUAUCAGAAAUUUUGAUUUAUUCACUGUUGACACCUCGUGCAUGGACUUUACAACUGAGUUUGAGCUGAUUGUUAAGAAAACUGGCUCGCUCACUGCUAUCGUUGGCUAUUUCGAUGUAUUUUUCGAUCUUGAUAAUCCCGUUUCGUUCAGCACUGGGCCGCAGACACAAGCCACUCACUGGAAACAAACUGUUUUUUCACUUAGUGAGCCUAUUAGUAUUACAGAAGGGGAAACAAUAACGGGGAAAAUAAUCUGCGGACGACAUCCCAAGGAUAUCCGGGCCUUAAUCGUCACCCUCCACGUUCGAGAUUUUCGACAAGUAUAUUAUCUCGACUAGACCAACUGCCAAAACUACAAACUCAUUUAAUGAAAUGAAUUUUUCCAAUUUUCAAUCUAGCUACAACGAAAAAAAAAAACGUUACUUUCUCUCAUUCAUCAAAAUUUAAAUUAGUCUUGUUCGCUAGAGACUUUUCUCCAUUUGACAAUUGUCGUUUGACUCAAUUGAUGAAUUUUCUGAAGUUUUUUCGGAAGUUUUUGGAGAUUGAGAUUAGAGCUUUAACUCGAAUAGUCGGGUAUAUUAAGAGUUGAUCAAUUUCCCCGAGUUUUUGAAUAAUCAUUGAUGAUUCAUGUGCCUUUUAGCAGUUGGAAAACAAAUUCUACCAAUUACCAGGAA
This is a messenger RNA of Fopius arisanus, 2043 nucleotides long. RefSeq names its product arginine methyltransferase 3 (gene Art3). Gene Ontology annotation, biological process: peptidyl-arginine methylation. The record is from RefSeq and is a predicted model, not a curated record. Gene Ontology annotation, molecular function: protein-arginine N-methyltransferase activity. The coding region runs from base 127 to 1707 and encodes 526 amino acids. NCBI's taxonomy places the organism in Eukaryota, Metazoa, Arthropoda, Insecta, Hymenoptera, Braconidae. The transcript is spliced from 3 exons. Gene Ontology annotation, cellular component: nucleus.